Molecule: messenger RNA, 3570 nt
Organism: Rhea pennata
Lineage: Eukaryota; Metazoa; Chordata; Aves; Rheiformes; Rheidae
Gene: EMILIN1
Product: elastin microfibril interfacer 1
Exons: 8
Coding region: 133-2550 (805 amino acids)
Molecular function (GO): extracellular matrix constituent conferring elasticity; protein binding
Source: RefSeq, a predicted model, not a curated record
GGGCAGAGCCGCGCAGAGCCGGGAGGGACGGAGCCGCGACGGGACGCGCCAUGCGCUCCUGAGCAGGGCCGUGCCGUGCCGCGCCGCGCCGUGCCGUGCCGCGCCGUGCCGCGCCGCGCCGCGCCGCCCAGCAUGGCCCCCUGGCUCUGGCCGUGCCUGCUGGCCGCCCAGGCCCUGGCCGCCAACUUCCCCCCCCGGUACAGCCUCUACACCGGGGGGGCCGCCCCGCUGAGCCCGGCGCAGGCCGCGGCCCACGGCGGCGCCCGGGCCGCCGGCCGGCACAGGAACUGGUGCGCCUUCGUGGUGACGCGCAGCGUGAGCUGCGUGGUGGAGGACGGCGUCGAGAGCUACGUGAAGCCCGACUACCAGCCGUGCGGCUGGGGGCAGCUCCAGUGCCCCCGCGUCCUGGCGUACCGCAGCUUCCUGCGUCCCCGCUACAAGGUGGCCUACAAGACGGUGUCGGAGCUGGAGUGGCGCUGCUGCCAGGGCUACGCGGGCGAGGACUGCGCCGAGGGGCCGCCGCCGGGCGCCCCGCCGCCCACCAGCCGCCCCCAGCCCCGGCCCCAGCCCGGCCGCCCCACGCUCUCCGGCUUCGGCAACCCGCUCAGCGGCCUGGGGGGUGAAGGCGGCGGGCAGGCGGAGCGGCUGCGGCGGCUGGAGGAGACGGCGCGGCGGCUGAGCGGGCAGCUGGAGGAGCUGCGGGGCGGGCCGGGCGCCGAGCCCCCCGGCGAGGCGCUGCGCGACCUCCGCCGGCGCCUCGAGCGCCUGGAGCAGCGCGCCCGGCCGGCCGGGGCGCCGGCGCAGCCCGAGCGCCGCCCCGAGCAGCCCUGCGACGCCUGCGUGGCCGGCACCGAGGGGCUGCGCCGGCAGCUGGCCGAGGACCGGGAGCGCAUGCGGGCGCUGGAGGAGCUGGUGGCCUCCGUGGACCGGCGCAACCGGGAGGCGGUGGAGACGGUGCAGCGGCACGUGAGCAGCCUCAGCGGGCGCCUGGCCCCGGAGGCGGCGGCGCCGCUGGACGCGCUGCGCCGGCGCCUGGCCGAGCUGGAGCGGCGCCUGGAGGCGGCGGGGACGGGCUCGCCGCCGGCGCCGGAGCUGUCCCGCCGCCUGGACGAGCUGCAGGGGCGCCUGGAGGCCUUGCAGCCGGCCGGCGCGGUGAGCCGGGCGCUGGAGGCGCUGGAGGAGAGCGGGGCGCAGCGGGGCGCCCGGCUGGCCGAGCUGGAGGGGCGGCUGGCGCGCUGCGGCGGGCCGUGCGCCGGGGCCGACGAGGAGCGCCGGGAGCGGCUGGCCCGGCUGGAGGCCGAGCUGCGGGCGCUGAGCGCCUGCGCCCGGCCCUGCGCCCCGCCGCCCACGGAGCCCGCCGCCUGGGCGGACGGCUCGGCCGAGCGGCUGGACGGCUUCGGCGUGCUGCCGGUGGCCGGGCGGCCCUCGGAGCUGCAGGCGCUGCAGGACGAGCUGGCCGAGGCGGUGCUGGGGCUCAGCUGGCUCAACGGCACGGUGCAGGGGCUGCAGGACGCCGUGGAGCGGCAGCGCACCGACAUCCAGCAGCUGGACGCCGCCGCCGCCCGCCUGGCCACCGAGCUGGACAAGGCGGCGGCGGCGGCGGCGGAGCGGGCGGCCGAGGGCGAGGAGCGGCUGGCGGGGCUGGCGCGGGAGGCGGCGGCGGCGGCGGCGGCGGCGGGCUGCGGCGGGCCGCGGCGGCGGCUGGCGCAGCUGGAGGAGGCGUGCGAGCAGCUGGCGGCGGUGGCGGGCGGGCUGCGGGGGCUGCGCGAGGGGCUGGGGCGCCACGUGGCCGGGCUGUGGGGCGCCGUGCGGGAGCUCAACGGCACGGCGCGCACCCACGGCGCCCUGCUCGACAAGGCGCUGGACGCCCAGCUGCCGCGCCGCCUCGGCGCCCUCAACGCCAGCCUGCAGCAGCUCCGCGGGGAGCUGCAGAGCCUCGCGCAGCGCCUGCCCGCCGGCCCCCCCGGCCCCCCGGGCCCCGCCGGCCCCCCGGGUGAGAUGGGCCCCCUUGGCCCUGUGGGGCCCCCCGGCAAGGACGGCGAACGAGGCCCCGUGGGGCCCCAAGGCCUGCCCGGAGAGAGAGGCGCCCCGGGCGAGCCGGCGCUCGUGCCCCACGUCGCCUUCUCGGCCGCCCUGAGCGCGCAGCACGCCGAGCCCGGCACCAUCCCCUUCGACCGCGUCCUGGUGAACGACGGCGGCGCCUACGACCCCGAGACGGGCACCUUCACGGCGCCGGUGCGCGGGCGGUACCUGGUGAGCGUCAUCCUGACGGGGCACCGGCGCGGGAGGCUGGAGGCCGUGCUGUCGCGCUCCAACCAGGGCAUCGCCCGCCUCGACUCGGCCGGCUACCAGCCCGAGGCGCUCGAGAACGAGCCCGUGGCCGCGCGGCAGCCCAGCCCCGGCGCCCUGGGCGUCUUCAGCCUCGUGCUGCCGCUGGAGGCAGGCGAGACGCUCUGCGUGGACCUGGUGACGGGGCGCCUGGCCCACGCCCCCGACGAGCCCCUCACCGUCUUCAGCGGCGCCCUGCUCUACGACACCCAGGACGCCUAGGGCCCCCCCGGGGAACCACCCUGGGACCCGCUCCAAGACCCCCCCCGGGAAACCCCCCCAGGGACCCCCCCCGAGGACCUGCUCCAGGACCCCCCCUGGGGAACCCCCCAGAGACCCCCCUGGGGACCCGCUCCAGGACCCCCCCCGGGGAACCCCACAGGGACCCCCCCGAGGACCUGCUCCAGGACCCCCCCUGGGGAACCCCCAGAGACCCCCCUCCCGGGGACCUGCUCCAGGACCCCCUUGGGGAUCCCUCCAGGGACCUGCUCGGGGACCCCCUCGUGGAACCCCUUGGGACUCCCCCCCUUGGGACCCCCCAGGGACCCUCCAGGGAACCCCCCAGGAACCCCCUUGGGGACCCCCAGGGGACCCCCGCAGGGACCCCUUCGAGGAUCCCCUCGGGGAACCCCCUGGGGAACCCCUGGGAACUCCCUCGGGGGCCCCCUUGGGACCCCCCUCAGGGAACUCCUUGGGACUCCCCCCCUUGGGACCCCCGGGGGACCCUCCAGGGAACCCCCCAAGAGAUCCGCUCGGGAACCCCCUCAGGGAACCCCCCGAGAGCCCCCUCGGGGACUCCCCAGGGAUCCCCCCAGGGACCCAUUCGAGGACCCCUUGGGGACUCCCGGGGGACCCACUCUGGGACCCCCCCCCCCCGGGGACCCCCUCGGGGAACCCCCCAGGGAACCCUCGGGAACCUCCUUGGGGACCCCCUUGGAACCCCACCUUGGGGAACCCCCCCGGGGGACCCCUGCGGGGACCCCCCCCUUGGUACCCCCGCCAGGACCCCCCCGAUGGCACCCCCGGACCCCCGACACAGUCCCCCGGACCCCCCCCCUCCCCCGACGCCGCCCCGGCCCGGCUCGCCCCCCCCCCCCCCCACGGCCGCCCCCCUCCCGGCUCGGCCCCGUUAUUUAUCGGCACCCCCCGCCCCCCCACGCUGCCACGCGCCGCCCCCGGCCCCACGCCGCCCCCCACCCCCGAACCCGCCUCCGAAUAAAGACGCGGCACCGGGUUUUUCUA